AUGGUAUCGUUAGCUGGACUAAGUCCACCACAACAAGAGCUACUAUCUAGCCUUAUGUUCUUGGCCAUAUUGAACUUGACCCCUGGAUAUAACGUUAUCAUAUGUGGUUAUCAUAUUGUUGCCUUUCCUCCCCCACAAGGAUUAGGAAGGAAAAACCAGGCAAAGCUAGUUAAAAAGUGGGCCGAUGAAAUGUACAAAAAAAGAGAAAAAAAAGCAUUUGAGAGACAAAGAGGCUUUGGCAAGAAACUUGCUCCAGAAAGGUAUUAUGAAGCUAACAGUGGUUUAGGCUUCAGGCCGGGAGGUCCUUGGAGAGAUCCUUUGGCAAGAAUUGAUAAGACAAAAGGAUGUAACACAUUUACAAAGGUACAACUGCUGGAUGUUGUGAUGGAACAGCUGCAUAUUGAUAUGGGGGAAACUCGUGUUCAUAUCUUGCCGGAAUUAAAUUAUCGGCUUUAUCCUCUUCGAGGAGUCAGAUACGUGGUGAUAUCUCGAGAGGAGAGGGAGCAAAACCUCAUGGCGUUUCAGCACAGCGAGAAAAUUUACUUUCGCGCGUGUCGUGAUAUUCAGCCCGGGGAGAAGCUGCGGGUCUGGUACAGCGAGGACUACAUGAAAAGGCUGCACAGCAUGUCUCAGGAGACAAUCAUCCGCAACCUCAGCCGAGGAGAAAGAGGUUUGUUAAGGGAAAACAAUGACAGAGUCUUGGAAAACCAAGAAGACAUGAAGGGCCCAUUUCCACUCACAGCCCUUAAGCAAGGGAAGAGCCUCUACAAGCGGAGUUGUGAGGAGGGAGAGCUAAACCCUCAUGCCAAGAAGAAAAAAAUAGAUCUGAUCUUCAAAGACGUCUUAGAGGCUUCUCUGGAGUCAGCUAAGAUGGAAGACCAUCCCCUGGUGACCAGUAGUCCUAUAUUGGGAAAAAGGGUUCCCAAGUAUCAGUAUGAGGACCAUGGAGAUAAAUGUAAAAUAAACCAAAAGUUUUCUUCCCAAAACCAAACCAGAAUUGCAAUGGAGUGGAAGGUCCCUCACAAGGUCGCUCAAGGUCUAGACAGGGAGACCAACUUAGUAGAAGAUGAUCAAGAAGACCGCUCAUCUAUCAAAGUAGAGAGUCCUGAUGAGUUAUCUGCCAUUGGUGAUACAGACGAGAUCCCCACCACUUCUUUCUGCCCAAACUGUAUCAGGUUAAAGAAGAAAAUCCGGGAGCUUCAGGCUGAGGUGGAAAUGCUAAGGUCUGGAAAGGUCCCAGAAGUACCUCAGUUGCUUCCUCAAAAAACUGAGGUUCCAGAGUUUUCAGAUACUUCAGCUCCAGAAAACCUGUCCAUCGCACCCAAUAUGAUAGAAGACGAUGAUCAGGAGGUAGACUCAGCGGACGAGUCGGUCUCCAACGAGAUAUUGGCAUCUGCUGACGAGCCUUCUAAGAUGUCCGCGUCCUCCGGUAGACGUAUCCGGCGUUUCAAACAAGAAUGGUUAAAAAAGUUCUGGUUCCUGCGGUACUCGUCUACGCUGAACGAGAUGUGGUGUCACGUGUGCAGGCAGUACACGGUGCAGUCCUCAAGGACUUCAGCCUUUAUCAUUGGUUCGAAACAGUUUAAGAUUCACACGAUAAAGCUCCACAGCCAAAGUAACCUCCACAAAAAGUGUUUGCAGCUCUACAAGCUCAGGAUGCACCCCGAAAAGACAGAGGAGAUGUGCAGGAACAUGACUCUUCUUUUCAACACAGCAUACCACUUGGCUAUGGAAGGCAGGCCUUAUUAUGACUUCCGACCUCUAGCAGAACUACUGAGAAAGUGUGAACUCCGCGUAGUCGACCAGUACAUGAACGAAGGUGAUUGUCAGAUUUUGAUUCAUCACAUCGCCAGAGCACUUAGGGAAGACUUGGUAGAGCGUAUUCGACAAUCACCUUUCCUAAGUAUUAUCUUAGAUGGGCAAAGCGAAGACCUUCUGGCAGAUACGGUGGCGGUCUAUGUCCAAUACACAAGUAAUGAUGGUCCACCUGCCACAGAGUUUCUCUCUCUUCAAGAGCUGGGCUUGCCUACCACUGAAAGCUAUCUCCAAGGUGUCGACAGGGCCUUCUCAGCUCUUGGCAUCCGCCUACAGGAUGAGAGGCCAACCAUAGGGUUAGGAGUGGAUGGAACCAACAUAACGGCUGGACUAAGAGCAAAUAUGUAUAUGACAAUCAGGAAAACCUUGCCUUGGCUACUGUGUUUACCGUUCAUGGUGCAUAGGCCCCACUUAGAAAUUUUGGAUGCAAUAAGUGGAAAGGAACUUCCAUGUUUAGAAGAAUUAGAAAACAACCUGAAGCAGCUACUUAGUUUCUACCGGUACUCUCCCCGUCUGAUGUGUGAACUUCGACUUACCGCCGCAACACUUUGUGAGGAGACGGAAUUCCUGGGUGAUAUUCGGGGGGUGAAAUGGAUUAUAGGGGAGCAGAAUGUGCUAAAUGCUCUGAUCAAGGACUACCUGGAAGUGGUGGCUCACUUAAAAGAUGUCAGCGGUCAGACCCAACGAGCCGAUGCCUCAGCUAUCGCAUUAGCCCUUCUUCAGUUUCUCAUGGAUUAUCAGUCGAUUAAGCUUAUCUACUUUCUUUUGGAUGUGAUUGCGGUUUUGUCCCGUCUGGCCUACGUCUUCCAAGGCGAGUACCUCUUGGUGUCCCAGGUGGACGAGAAAAUAGAAGAAGCCAUUCAAGAAAUCAGCCGCCUGACUGAUUCUCCUGGGGAAUAUCUUCAGGAGUUUGAAGAAAACUUCCGGGAAAGUUUUAACGGGAUCUCCUUAAAGAACUUGCGUGUGGCCGAAGCAAAGUUUCAGUCCAUUCGGGAGAAGAUUUGCCAGAAGACCCAACUCACCCUUGCCCAACGGUUUGAUUCCCGUAGCCGAGUGUUUGUCAAAGCUUGUCAAGUUUUCGACUUGUCUUUGUGGCCCCGGAGCACGGAGGAGCUCAUAAGCUACGGAGAGGAGGAAAUGCUGCAAAUAUACGAACACUUGAGUGGCAUCCCGUCAUUCCUUUCGGACUGCAGGGAGGGUACCGACACCAGGAGCGGUAUGUUGAUGGAAUGGCGGGAGCUCAAGGCUGACUACUGUACCAAAAACGGUUUCAAAGAUUUGAUAGGCCAUAUCUGUAAGUACAAACAAAGAUUCCUCCUCUUAAACAAGAUAGUACAGAUCCUGAAAGUACUCCCCACUUCUACGGCCUGUUGCGAAAAAGGCCGUAACGCCCUUCAGAGGCUACGCAAAAACAACCGCUCCAGGCUAACGUUAGAUCAGCUCAGCGACCUCUUGACCGUAGCGGUGAACGGGCCGUCCAUCUCUAAUUUCGAUGCCAAGAGAGCUCUGGACAGCUGGUUUGAGGAAAAGUCAGGGAACAGCUACUCCUUGUCUACUGAGAUGCUCAGCAAGAUGUCCUCCCUCGACCAGAAACCCAUGCUUCACUCUAUGGAACUCGGCUCCGAGUAUUACCAAGACAUUUAAAGAUACUAGGGCCCUGAAGCUAUUGGAUAUGUUUUUUUUCUAUCUAUACUACUUUUUUUGGUAUAUUAUAAUGAAAAAAAAAAUUAUAAAAAAGAAAUAUAUAUAAAUAUAUAUUAUAUAUAUAUUAAUAGAAAAAAAAAUCCCACUAAAUAUUUACAAAAAGACUGAGCCUUUUAUUAGGAAACCUCACAAAUGGUAUCACAUUUUUUCAUCUAUGGCAGCUGGAAUUAAGGGGAUACGGUUUCCUCAUGGCCAGAACAGGACAGAGAACCCACCAAUCUCCAAAAAAAAAACUUUCCCCCAAAGCAUGUGGAACCCAACCAACUACCUUUAUAAAACCCCUUUUUUUGCAGCUUUUUUUUUUUUUUUUGUACCCCUCCAGUUUGUUGAUAGGUCAGAACAAAAUUGUAUAUCAGAUUCCAAAAAAAGUCCAAAUCCACAUAAAUUGUGAGGAUUUUGUUUUUUUUAUAUAUAUAUAUCUAAUUUAAUCUAUGUUUUUAUCCUAAUUUGUAUUCUCCUUCAAUGUAUAAUGUUCAGAAAUAUGUAUGUACUAUUUGCUAUCACCGAAUGGGCGAAAUUUUUUUUUUUUCUUACUGCCUCUCUUUCCCCUUGGGUACAAUGGGGGGACGGCGCUUCCGGGUCCAAAGCAAGCUAACCGCACCUCGGGGAGACUAAGGACAAACGCUGUAGAGGUUACCCUCCAAUGUUUAUGACAAAGUCACUUUCCUUUCUGACACUUACAAUGUUUUGUAAUCACACAUAAUGUAUACUUAUUGUAUCGUUUGGGGGUAUUUUAUGGCAGAUUUUAUGUUCUUUAAAAAAAAAAAUUGAUAUCUUUUUAUUUUAAUUUUGUUGUACUGUCUUCAUCUGUACAGAUGUCGCAGAGCUGAGUUUGCUAUUUGACGAAAUUUACAGUAAUAUUUCACAGAUAGUUGUAUCUGUAGCUUUCGAUAAAUCUGCAAGGUCAACCUAAAGCGUUCAAUGGCAAACUCAGCUCUGCUAUAUCUGUGUAUUGCUUCAGAGAAUAAUUUAAACUGGUAUUCCAGGAAAAAAAAAAUCCUAUCUCAACUGGCUCCAGAAAGUUAAACAGAUUUGUAAAUUACUUCUAUUAAAAAAUCUUAAUCCUUUCAAUAAUUAUCAGCUGCUGAAGUUGAGUUGUUUUCUGUCUGCAAACAGUGCUCUCUACUGACAUCUCUGCUUUUCUCGGGAACUGCACAGAGUAGAAGAGGUUUUCUAUAGGGAUUUACUUCUAAACUGGGCGGUUCCCGAGACAGGUGUCAUCAGAGAGCACUUAGAUAGAAAAGAACAACUCAACUUCAGCAGCUCGUAAGUACUGAAAGGAUUAAGAUUUUUUAAUGGAAGUAAUUUAAAAAUCUGUUUAACUUUCUGGAGCCAGUUGAUAUAUAUAUAUAAAACAUUUUUUUUCCUGGAUAACCCCUUUAAUGUUGUGAAAAGAAGAAUAAGCUAAGGGGUCAGAGGUGCAUUAUUUGUUUCCUAUCACUGUUACUAUUUUUUUUAAUGGUUUUUAAGAUAAAAUAUGGUCAGGUGGGAGAAAAAGAAAAUGAUUAAAGGGGUAUUCCUGCUAUAAACAUUUACCACAGAGGGUGCAGAGGUAAGGACGGGUUCACACUUCGGAAUCUCCAGACGGACUAAAUCCGGACGGAGAUUCCGGGUGUGGGCAGUGCUGACUAAAUCAACCGGCGCUAGGACCGCGCAGACAUUUAAUCCCCCCACCCACCCCAUAGACGGCAAUGUCUGUGGAGCGGAGAUCAGCCAGAACAUUGAACCAGUGGCGGAAUUUUUUGUGGGGAUUUUCCGGGUGGAAAGUCUACGAAAACUCUGCAGUGCGCACCGUGCAGGGGAAUCCCACUGGCAGCAAUGGGACUCUGCUGCAUCGGAAUUUUCAAAGGAAUUUCAAAACAGAAUUUCGCUCAGAAAUUCCGUAGUUUUAACCCAGGCUAGAAGUCACACCCUGGUUCUUGUGCAUAAGGGGCACUGCUACCUUUUUGUACAUAGUAAAUGGGGCCUCUAUUGAAUUUUGCUUAAAGGGGUACUCCGGGCCCAAGACAUCUUAUCCCCUAUGCAAAGGAUAGGGGAUGAGAUGUCGCCACUGGGGACCCCCCCCAAUCUAGCAUGCAGCACCCACCUGUAAGUACUGCCGGAAGCACUGUAGGCUCUCAGUCUUAUGCCUCCCGACCACGGGGACGGAGUAUGGUGACGUCACGACUCCGCCCU
Molecule: messenger RNA, 5694 nt
Organism: Hyla sarda
Lineage: Eukaryota; Metazoa; Chordata; Amphibia; Anura; Hylidae
Product: zinc finger protein 862-like
Molecular function (GO): protein binding
Source: RefSeq, a predicted model, not a curated record